UGGAAAACUCAGCUUUUUUGGCAUGCCCAAUUCUUUCUUCCUCCCCGUCCAGGGCGAGAGCGAUCAAGCGCAUCAUGCAACCCCUAGACGACCAAGACUUUAUUGCAAACUUUUUAUUGGAAGUCCAGCAAGAAGCCGAAAAUGCAUCUGCUGAGCUUCAAGCGCACCCGACGUACUCCCCAGCUGUCAUUCAAGCAGAAUAUCAAACUGCACCCUACACACUACCGACAACACAACUCUACACACAUACACUAGACGUUUCCAGUGUUCCAGAUCCAUUCUGGGAAGCCACAUUUCCUGACUGGACAGCCGCAGCACUCCAAACUGUACCGCCCCAGACCUUUUCCUUCCCUCAGACACUCCAACUUGUCCCGCCCUUUACUCCACCCACGCCACUCACUCCCUCUGUCCCAUCACAACGACAAGAAUCAAAGCAAAAGCAAUUGACGCCACCGCCUGUACCAUGUCCACCUCGCAAAAGAGAAGCCAGACGAAAGAAAACGGUCGAACAACCUGGGAUAUGUCUGGAGUGCGGGAACACGUUGGCGCUCUUCAAUAUCCGAGGAGACACAACAUUACUAGAUUCAGGGCUUGUGAUUGAGAUUCUGUGUGCUCAGUGCGCCGGUGCAAAUGCGAGUCAUGGCGGACCUACGAUGAACCGAUCUUUAUAUCCAAGCAUUGGUAGAAAGCGCGGACGGAGCCAAAUGGUUGAUUGUGAGAUUUGCAAGGAAAUGUUGGGGUGUGGACGUGUGCGGACGCUGGCAGAUGAUGAAGUGGAGUUGGAGAUUACGGUAGAGGCAGUCUGUCUCAACUGUAAGGGAAAGUAUGGAUUCUGUGGAAGUUGUGGAGGUGGUGGAAAGUAUCGGACGGGGAAAUAUCGACCGAUUGAACUCUUCCCGAAAAAUCGCAAAACAUGUCUGUUAUCCCAUGUUCGCGUCGGGAAUGCGAGACUUCACUACCAAGUCUAUACGGGAGCGGAUUUGCCACUGGAUCAACUUGAGCUUUUGUCAGAAGUCUAUCAUGAUGCUUUUCUAGCCUUGUAUGCCACUCCCAAAGUUAUGCACGAAGUUCCAGCAUUCGCCACCUUUGUUGGUUUAAACAACUUUUUGCGAGCUGCCUGGUCAGACGCCCUCGCCGAUAUUCUGCGCCCAGCUACACCGACAAGCACGUCGAUAUGGUACUGUGCGGCAGGGUGGAUCAUUAAUCCUCCACGAAAGAAGGGAAAGAGUACGCGACAUGUUCUGUUUGACAGCCAAGAUACAUCAAGCGAAGACUCGGGGCUCAACAGCCCACCAUCAGAUACUGGGACGUAUGCCGCCGAUCCACAAAAGUACAAUGUCUGGGCAGGCAAGGCCAGCCAAUCACCACAACAGCAACCACAAUGCAAUCCAACAGAGCGAUGCUACGUGGGCGUCUGCGCUUCUGAACACCAACUGCCAACCAACUCUAUCUACUUGGCGGAAGUUGGCGUCAUGCAAUCUGUGCAAUCCCAAGGUAUUGCUCAGGAACUCAUCUUACGAACCUUGAAUCGCAUUCAAAGCGAAUCGUUUACACCCAUCCGCUACGUCUGGCUCUUGACGCGCCGCAUCAAUCUUCCUAUGCAACGCUUUUCAGAAAAGUGCGGUUUCAUGCUGAAAGACUUGUUUGAACGAACGUAUCCCGAAUGUGUGGAUGAUGUCCGAUGGUUUGUGCGUGAAGGAUAUGACAUGAACGAGUAUAUUACAUAUGUCGCCAAAGUGGACCAAGUACAGAGUAGAGCGCGAGGUCGACAGGCCUUUGAUGGCGAUGGAUAAAUUUCCAAAAAGUAUCAUAUACUGUUGCUUUCAUAGAUGUUGUUCAUCAUAACUCUUUAGACUCGUUAUGUAUUAUUACUUUGGGUAUCCCCAACUCCCUCCCCCAACGUACAAAAAAAUAAAUUAUGUGGUGUGCGGGUGUGUAUAUAUAUACAAUGUACAUUCUAGUGGAUUUCGCUACCAAUC
Molecule: messenger RNA, 1979 nt
Organism: Spizellomyces punctatus DAOM BR117
Lineage: Eukaryota; Fungi; Chytridiomycota; Chytridiomycetes; Spizellomycetales; Spizellomycetaceae
Exons: 3
Coding region: 75-1793 (572 amino acids)
Source: RefSeq, a predicted model, not a curated record